AUGAGUGUCAUCGUCACCAUCCGCGAACCCACAGGAUUGAUCUCUUACAAUUUCGCAAUGCAAGACGCUCGGGCGAGCAGGGAAAGCCUUGGUCUCUGGAUCAGAGAAAACAAGGUGUACAAGGUGUUUACGACGCUUAACCAAUAUCAUCGACUCCAAACGGACGUGUCAACUGCUGACGCAGUGGCCUUGCCCAUGGGACGGGUUGUGCUCAGGGGAGGCAGAGUUACGCUCCCGCCCCGCACUCCUGGGGGUCCCCCGCGAGUUUCUUCCGGCUUCAUCCAGAUCACACCACUUUUUCGCGGCACGCAAUUCACGCUGCAGCAUGGAGCAGGAACCUUCAUGCAAAUCUUGAGCCAACUCCCGCCAGAUAAUGUCGAGGUCACGAAAAGAAUCGUCCGUGGUUGUGCAGCAGCCAGGGCAAUCGGGCUUCAAGACCCACAAGGCUUUAUCAACUCGGCUGCAUAUGAUCCUAUCGUAUUCUUCGACAUCCACACAGGAAUCACUCCGGAGACCGGUCAGGUACGACAGAGUGCAGCUGCAGAACAGAUGUUUGCGAUAGCCCAGGAUGCUCAUGCUGUCCGGAUGGAGACUGUAUCAAGCGGUGCCGUGUAUUACAAUACUUAUGGAUACAGAUAG
Mycena indigotica is the source of this 639-nucleotide messenger RNA. RefSeq lists its product as uncharacterized. The record is from RefSeq and is a predicted model, not a curated record. NCBI's taxonomy places the organism in Eukaryota, Fungi, Basidiomycota, Agaricomycetes, Agaricales, Mycenaceae. The transcript has 2 exons. The coding region runs from base 1 to 639 and encodes 212 amino acids.